AUGGUGGUCGGAAGAAACGUUACAUUGUGGAGAGGGACGCGCCAGCCUGUUUCCAAGGAAUGCAAGGAAAAGCCAAUUUGUAUUCCGACACUUGGUGAGAUCAUCAAAGACUGCAAAUGCCAGAAGUGUCCGACGGGCGUGCCCACGCUUGACGGCAACAAUUGUGAAGAGAACUGUCCAAAAGGUCAGGAGAAGAACGGCAAAGGCGGAUGCUGCCCCAUAGGUCAAGUGCCCACCGCAAAGGGUGAUGGUUGUGAAGCUAAGCAAGAUGGAAACGACAAGAAGGGUCCGUGUCCGGAUGGUCAAAUUCUCGAUCCCAAGCAUGGCUGGGACCCCAAGCCAGGAGACGCGAAAUGUCAAAUAGAUGACGAAAAGGGCUGCGCCAAACCAAAGAUUUCGGAAACGCGACCGGAAGGGAUGGAAGACGACCCGAAUUUCAAGCCACUCUGCGGUGAGCCGGACAAGGACGAUAGCAAAAGGCCUAAAUGUGACCCCAAGUCGCAAUAUGUUUACGUCUCGGUAGACACGGCAGGUAAAGCGACAGAGACAUGCAAACAAACAAGGAAAUAUCAGGAUCGGAAGCAAGGCAAGCCGACCAACAAAGACGUCAGAGCAAAGAUCAAGGAACAGUUCACACAACGGAAGCCUGAAUAUGAUGCGAGAAAUAAGGAGCGGGAAGAGUCGCUCAAGAAGCUGAAGGAGAUACAGGCUAAGAGAGACCAAGAGAUCAAGGAUAGAGAUGACAAGAUCAAGGACGCCAACGAAAAGAAGAAGAAACGCCAGGCCGAAUGUUCGACGCCCAUCGCACUACUGAUGGGUCUUGCUGCCAACGCAGCAGCGAACUCGAAGCGUGAUGGUGAGCACCCUUACGACUGGACAACCGAUUACUUUGACGAGGAAUAUACCACCUCCGAUGAUCGCCUGAAAGAGUGGCCUGACGAGGUGGAUGUGGACAAAAUCUCCGCUGAUGUUGACGAGAAAGCUUUUUUGAAGCAAUGGGAUGACGACCUUGAGGCUCGUAGGAGACCACCUCGACCUGGAUGCUCAUGGAACGGGAAGCGAUCACUAGACCGACGAUGCACGCGGAGGAGAUCGCUGGAUGACUGGACGGACGAUCUCGAACCCGUCGCUUUUCCCGACGAAGACAUUGACGACAACGACUUUUUCUCCGACGAAGACGAUAUCGACAACAACUUUUCUCUCGACGAAGGCAAUAACAACAACAACUCCUCCUUGAUCGAGCGAGACUUUGAAACUUACUCGACCGAUGUCAUUGUGAUCGAGAAACGCAACCCGUUUGUGGCGUUGAUGAGCCUCAUUGCUCAGUUCGCAUCCAGACUGGCCGUGAACUUCAUAGCUCGCCCAGUAGCAUCCAUUGCGGCGCAUUCGACCCGCCUUGCUUCGCUCAGGGCAAGGCCGGAGAGACUAUUCCAGAUCGCAACGAGAGGGCAAGGUACAAAAUCAGGCUUCAAGGGUAUGGACAAUGCCAAAGCUGCGAUCAGGAAAGAUAAGCGGUGGAUUAAAUGUCUUCGAGAGGGCAUUCCCUGA
Molecule: messenger RNA, 1548 nt
Organism: Parastagonospora nodorum SN15
Lineage: Eukaryota; Fungi; Ascomycota; Dothideomycetes; Pleosporales; Phaeosphaeriaceae
Exons: 3
Coding region: 1-1548 (515 amino acids)
Source: RefSeq, a predicted model, not a curated record